Messenger RNA from Salmo salar (Atlantic salmon), 1796 nucleotides. The record is from RefSeq and is a predicted model, not a curated record. Lineage: Eukaryota; Metazoa; Chordata; Actinopteri; Salmoniformes; Salmonidae.
CAGCCUGGCCGUUACUUCUGUUCUCCUCUCUGCACAGCAGUUUGGAGACGGGGAGAUGGGAGCGCGCUUCACUGGCGUCCAGAUUCCCAUCUUCACUUUAAGAAAAUAACUGCACGCGCAUGGCAAUUUCAGCACGGUCUCCGUGAACAGCGAACGUGCAGUUGCUUCGGGCAGAUGAAGUUACAUUGGACCGUAAAAAAAAAAACAAGGACAGGAGCUUGCCUUGCAGAAUUACAGAAGUUUGACAUUUUUAUCCAGAACGGACUGAGGUGCAGAGGUAUUGAAUCAUUUGUUCAAUUAAUGAUGGAAUAAUGGUGAUUUCACUUUGAUUUCACUGUAGGAUUAUAUCAAUGGACUCACAGCAAUAGGACAUAGCAAUGGACGUGUGUAAAAUGAUGCAUGCAUUGGAUGCGCUGAUCGAUUUCAUUCAACAGAAGACAUGCACGAUCGGCAGGCAUUUCACGCGCGGCUUAACUGAGGCACCCGAGUUUUUUUUUUUACAGGACUUGUCUUGAAUAAUGUUGGGGAGGUUUGUAAAUGGUGGUCAACGGUGUCCUUGGUAUGUCGACCUAAUGAGCACACAGAAGACAUGCUAUUCCAUCCCAUAUAGAUUGAAAACUUUUUCGGAAACAUCUGCGCGCCUCACGGUGACCGGGAUUUGGUUUUGUGCAUGAAUAAAAAAACAUGGCACUGAGUGAGAAUUGUAAAACCCAGCCGGGUAAAGAAACAGGGUCGGUGCAAAACCCGGCGUCUGAUGUUAUUGAACUAAACGUAGGAGGUCAGGUAUACUAUACUCGUCUCCAUACUUUAACAAGCAUCCCCAAUUCCUUACUGGGACGGUUAUUCUCCACCAAGGGGUCCUCGAAUGAUUUGGCACGGGACCUCCGGGGACGUUAUUUUAUCGACAGAGAUGGUUUUCUGUUCCGAUAUGUAUUGGAUUAUCUGAGAGAUAAGCAGGUCGUUCUACCGGACCACUUCCCAGAGAAAGGGAGGUUAAAACGGGAAGCGGAAUACUUUGAACUCCCCAAACUGGUCAAACUGUUGGCGUCCGAGGAAUCGAAACAGUUUCAGGACGACCCUUUUCACAGUGAUUUCGACGACGCGUCGCUAGGCAGCGACCAGAGGAUAUAUUCCUCCUACUCUCUGGACCGGAGGUAUGGAUACAUAACCGUCGGUUUCAAAGGCACGUGUGCGGCACCGGGAGGCAAGGACAGUCAGAUUGACCCCAAAUCCCAAAAAGCAGUACCCAGAAUCUUCAUCAGUGGAAGAAUCGGCCUCGCCAAAGAGGUGUUUGGAAACACCCUGAAUGAGAGCCGAGACGCGGACAGGCCAGCGGACAGGUACACCUCCCGGUUCUUCCUCCGGUUCCGUCACCUGGAGCGGGCCUUUGACAUGUUGUCGGAGAGCGGGUUCCACAUCGUCGCCUGUAACUCGUCGCUCACCGCCUCUUCCAUCAGCCAUUACGCACCCGAGAAAGUCUGGUCCAACUUCACGCAGUACGUCUUCUACCGUAAGUGAUUUUCCACAUAAAACACUAUAAACCUUCUUUAAUAAUGCCCUUUAGGUUAGGCCACUGGUUGACGCCAUGUCACAAUCAAUUGUUUAAGUGGAUUUAGUAAAGGGAAUAGUUAAGUAUGUUAGACUACGGAUGUCUGACAGACUCACUAGGAGACAUAUAGUUGUCUUAGGCCUAUAUGGUUCCCUUUGCUAUCAUCCCUGCACCUGGUUUUAAAUAGCUUUUCAACUUAGUGAUUAUAUACACUGAGUGGACAAAACAUUAGGAACAUCUUCCUAGU